Molecule: messenger RNA, 2525 nt
Organism: Haliotis rufescens (red abalone)
Lineage: Eukaryota; Metazoa; Mollusca; Gastropoda; Lepetellida; Haliotidae
Product: heterogeneous nuclear ribonucleoprotein A/B-like
Exons: 13
Coding region: 184-1866 (560 amino acids)
Molecular function (GO): RNA binding
Source: RefSeq, a predicted model, not a curated record
GAUUUCAUCGGCUCUCAACGACAUUGCGAAUGUGUUACUGUGAGCAAGAGUUGAGUUACAGGAAGUUCAUUAAGGUUCUUUCGAUUGUACCACACGCUUGCAGCGCCAUUUUGGAAAUCGGCUUGGCUUCAGUAAAAGAAAUUACAAACUCAACAAAUACAAAGAAACCUUCAAAUUUUCAUCAUGCAGAGAGACGAACCUGGUAAAAUUUUCAUUGGCGGCUUGAGCUGGAACACCGAUGCAGAUGCCUUGAAAACAUACUUCUGCUCUUAUGGAGAAGUGGUUGAUUGUGUAGUAAUGAAGAACCCACAGACUGGCAAGUCUCGUGGGUUUGGUUUUGUCACAUUCAAAGACCCAAGUGUUCUUGAGGUUGUAUUGCCAGAAAAACACAAGAUUGAUAACAGAAUGGUUGAUGCCAAACCAUGUAAUGCCAAGCAGGGCGGAGGGGGUGGAGGUGGAGGAGGAGGAGGACGUGGAGGAGGACCAGGAGGAUCAUACGGUGGUCGCGGUGGUGGCGGUGGCGGCCGUGGAGGGUAUGGGGGUCAUGGACAUGGUGGAGGUGAUAGUCGCGGUGGAAUGCAAGGAAAAACAAACAAGAUCUUUCUUGGUGGCAUUCCAAAUGAAGCUAAUGAAGACAGUCUCAGAAACUACUUCAGUCAGUUUGGAAGUGUGACAGAUGUGACGAUAAUGUAUGAUCAAGAAAAAGGCCGUUCUCGAGGCUUUGGGUUUUUGACAUUCGAGAGAGAAGACAGCGUUGAAUUGGUGUGUGGAGAUCAAUUUCAUAUUGUGGACGGGAAGAAGAUUGAAUGUAAACGUGCAGAGCCCCGCCAGGGUCGUGAUGGUGGUGGCGGUGGUGGAGGAAGGGGGCGUGGACGUGGUCCACCUGGACAUAUGAUGGGGGGAGGUCCUCCUCAGUUUGCCCCUCCCCAGGGACCUGAUAGUUGGGGUCAGGGAGGAAACAACUUCCCACCUCAAGGAGGUCCUCCCGGGGGCCCACCUGGCUACGGAUCCAAUGGGCAAGGUUAUGGAGGUGGCUAUCAAGGCUACCAGCAGCAAGGUGGAGGAUAUCAAGGACAGCAAGUGGCAUGGCCUAUGACUGGUGGUUAUGGAGCCACACCGCCAGCUCCAGGCCAGGGUGCUCCUGGGGCCACCCAGUCCCCUACCCCUGGGGCGGCACCAGCUGCACCUCCACCUUACAAUCAGUGGGCUUCCCCUCCCCCGGGGCAGCAGCCCCCUCCACAACAGCCACCACCGCAGGCACCACCACCACAGCAGCAGCAACAGCAACCCCAGCCCCCUACCCCGGCCCCAGGCUAUGCAGGUUACCCACCUCAGGCUCCUGGGGGGCCAAGUUAUGGGGGUGUACCCACCAGUCCCUCUCAAGCCCCACCCCCCAGACAGCCUGGGGCACCACCAGCUCAGCAGACAUAUGCCGACUUCAACCAAGCUGCUCCAGUGCCAGCUGUAGCACAAAGUUACCAAGGUUACGGUGGUGCCUAUAGCAAUGGUCAAGCUCAAGCUGCCCCUGUAGUAGAUCCAUAUGCUCAACAGACUCAGCAGUCACCAGCUAUGGGACAGUAUGCUCAGGAUGCCAGCAACUAUGGCCCCAGUCGGACAUAUGGACAGACAGCAACAGCAGGUGCCCCUGCAGGUGGAGCAUACAGUCAGCUAGCCUCAUAUGCCCAGCCCACAAGUCAAGCCGCAGUGUACAGUGACCCAAGUGGCUAUGGAGCUGCUGGAGCGGCCGCCACACAGCAGGUAGCAUAUGGCAGCCCACCAGACCCUCAGCAGGCGAGCUAUGCUGGCUAUGGUGCUCAAAGGCAGUCAGGAGGCAGUCAGCAGGCAUACCACCCCUACCGGCGAUAAACAUUAAGACUGCCUUAUCAAUCAUUGUGUGUGGGAGAGCGUGAGGACUGACAACAAGCAAUUUUAUUAUUUGUCACAUCAGUAGCAUUCAUUCAUUGUUGUAUUCAUGAUUGUUUUAAUUGAUACUAUCUUGAAGUUGUCCAAAUUGAGUUGUAAAUUAUUUGUGAAUUUAAUGUAAGAACUUCAAUCAUGUUUAUAGUUGAGGUAUGUUCCAGGUUAAGACAAGAUUAAGUACAAUAGACUGUGCCAAACCAUUCAUUUCAUCUCACAAAUUUAUCAUCUUUACUGAAUAGAAUUAGACUAAUUAUUCAAUUAGGACUUAUUUUUGGCAAAUGUGUGAGAUUAUUAAUUUGUACCUUCUCCUUGAGUAAAAUGUAUUGCAUUUGUGGGUAUCUCAACUAUUUACACAUGUCAAGAGGUUAAGCCACAGAACAUUUUCAUCUAGGAUCGGUCUCCCAGUUUUUGAUGUUCAGAAUCUCUGUCAGUCUUGUUGAGAUAAUUGAUAAGGUUUACCAUGUAAUUAUUUCACAAAUUUUAUCAUAAAUGAUUGAGCAGAAAAUGUUGAGCGUAUCCAUUUAUGACAAUUUCAGUUCUUGUUUUUUGUACAUAGUCAUGCCAUUGCUCAUCAUUCUGCUAAAUAAACAUUUUAUUGUCAUGGA